CUUAUAUUUAUAAAAAACAAAAAAUGGAGCCUUGUUUAGAAAAGCUCGAUAAAAAAAUAAAAUGUCGCGAUGAUAUUAUAAAACAAUUGUAUUCGUUGAUAGGUACAAAAGAUGAACCAAUGCCACAAAGUAUUUUUAUAUACGGUCAUGUUGCUACCGGAAAAUUAUUAGUUAUUUUACAUUUACUUAAAUAUUUACGAUAUAAUUUUAGUAUUAUUAAUUGCAUUGAAUUCAUAAAUAGCAAACAUAUAUUUGAAUAUAUUUUAAACGAUCUAAUCCCAGAUUUAACAUCUAACCCAGAUCUUGCUAAUAAUAUUGAAAACCUUAAGUGCGAUAACAUAAUUACUUUUAUAACAAAACUUCAAUUAAUUUCAAAGUAUGACAAUCGUCCAAUAAUUAUUGUUUUCAACAAGUGCAUGCACAUGCGAGAUACAGACAGUCGUCUUUUCCCAGUAUUUUUAAGAUUGAAAGAAUUAUCUAAUAUUAAUGUUUGUACAAUUUUUAUAAGCAGUGUGGUAUGGGAAAAAUGUAACACACAUGGUGGCUUGUUUGAACCGAUCAAAAUUUAUUGCACUCAGUAUAACAGAGAAGAAAUGUUGAAUAUUUUGUUAUUAUAUAAGCCAAAAGAUUAUAGCGACACUAUUUAUAAAAACUAUUUAAAUCUUUUUCUCUCCGUGUUUUAUAGAUUUUGUAGAGAUCUUAACGAGCUUCGUUACAUGGCCAAAAUAAAUUUUAACAAAUAUAUAGAACCGAUAAAAUCUGGAUUGAUAAAGAAAGAUGAUGUUUCAGGAUUAUGGCGAAACAUUUCAACUACGUUAAUAUCUAAUUUAGAAGUUAUAUAUCUUAGAGUUUCGACAGAAGAUUUUGUACAGCAUAGCAAUGCAUCUAAAGAAAUAGAAUCUACUGCUAAAUUGGCAUUAAGUUUUGAAUUACCAUUUUAUGCUAAAUAUAUUUUGAUAGCUGCUUAUUUAGCAUCGUACAAUCCUCCUAAAGAAGAUAAACAUAUUUUCGUAAAAUUAAGUAGUAAAAAGAAAAAGAAAGUAUCGAGAAAAAAGACAACAACGAAUAUGCAAUCUGGCCCACGUAGUUUUCCUAUAUCCAGAUUGCUUGCUAUAUUUUGUACUAUUCUCAAUGAAAAAGUCGAUGUUAAUGCUAUUUUGCUUGCACAAAUUCCUACAAUGUAUCAACUUGGAUUAUUAGCAUCUGUUGAUGAAAGUAAUCUAGAUGAACCGAAAUUGAAAUGUUGUGUUAAUCAUAAUUUCGUAUUGAUUAUUGCUAAAACAGUAGGAAUUAAUUUAAGAGAUUAUUUGUUUGAUCCUGAGUAAUACUCAUACCAAAUCGCAUUGGUAUCACAAAUCUAAUUUGUUAAAAUGUUCAAAAAUUGCCAUGAUAGUUCUAUAUCAUUUAUAUUAUUUUAUUAGAAAUUAAUACAUUGCUUACUAUAUAUUUUUAUUGUUUUUGAAUUCAUAUGCAUAAAAUUUGAUUUUUAUUAUUUAAUUUAUAUUAUUAUUGUAAUGUAUAUUUACAGCAUUUAA
Molecule: messenger RNA, 1535 nt
Organism: Polistes canadensis
Lineage: Eukaryota; Metazoa; Arthropoda; Insecta; Hymenoptera; Vespidae
Gene: Orc5
Product: origin recognition complex subunit 5
Exons: 1
Coding region: 24-1325 (433 amino acids)
Biological process (GO): DNA replication; DNA replication initiation
Cellular component (GO): nucleus; nuclear origin of replication recognition complex
Molecular function (GO): DNA replication origin binding
Source: RefSeq, a predicted model, not a curated record